AUGGUAUUAGAUCCGAGUUAUCCAUGUGUUUUGGGUUGGAUACUCUCGGGGACACUUGAAUCGUGUGGUGCUAGGAUUUGCUUUCUCAAGUUGAUUAUAACUUCCUGGGUCGUGUCAGGAGAUUUGACAGAUAUGCGUUCUCGGGCUAACUACAUAUCCCCUGAGUUCUAUGUGGAUAUGCAUUCUCGAGCUGACCACAUGUCCCCCGAGUUUUGCGAGGUUGUAACAUACAUGGUACUUGUAAUUGAUGGAAUAUUAUUGGAAUUGACGGAAUAUUAG
Prunus armeniaca (apricot) is the source of this 279-nucleotide messenger RNA. The record is from the annotation of a GenBank genome assembly. Lineage: Eukaryota; Viridiplantae; Streptophyta; Magnoliopsida; Rosales; Rosaceae.